Messenger RNA from Exaiptasia diaphana, 3320 nucleotides. RefSeq names its product fanconi-associated nuclease 1. Gene Ontology annotation, cellular component: nucleus. Gene Ontology annotation, molecular function: flap-structured DNA binding; 5'-3' exonuclease activity; 5'-flap endonuclease activity. The transcript is spliced from 12 exons. Gene Ontology annotation, biological process: interstrand cross-link repair. The record is from RefSeq and is a predicted model, not a curated record. Bases 252 to 2978 code for a protein of 908 amino acids. NCBI's taxonomy places the organism in Eukaryota, Metazoa, Cnidaria, Anthozoa, Actiniaria, Aiptasiidae.
UGAAAUUUGAGAAAAGUUGUGAGAAAAGUCUUAUUUUCAACGAUGUAAAACUCUCUAAGGUGAACUUAUGUCAAUGGUUUAGUGUCUUUAGAUUUUAUUUGUAUAGUUAGUUKUUAAUAUAUGCAAGAAUGUGGGUGAAUAAGAUCGAGUUCACCCCCCGGUAGUCGGGUCACUCUUCACAKACAGCGAUUGUUCAUGGAUAAUUCAUCAGAUACUGCUCAAGUUUCGCUAUAUUUUUACGAGAAUUUGAGAUGGAAUCCUCAAAAACUAAAGUAAGCAAGAACAGGAGUUUAUCCCUAACCCGUAAAAAACGCAAAGCUGAUGACAAAGAUUCAAAAUCAGAUGUUUUAGAAAAAUCAAAGACUCCAAAAAAACUUCACAAAACUCCURAWAAGUCGACUGUKGACGAGCCAGCUCUUCAUUUGAAUCGAACUAUUACUGACUGGAUUAGRAAUCCAGMCCGAGAGAGACGUGUUCGCUGUCCUGUUUGCAACUGCAAAGUUUUACAUUCAAAUAUAAAUAACCAUUUGGAUGCAGGGUGUGAAGACAAAGAUUUGGUUAAGGAACUCCAUGUAGAAGAGAACGAGAACAAAAUUGCCAAAAAAUCAAAGCUAGACUUGAUAUCAAAAAAUAAAUAUACAACAAAGAAUUUGAAUARGSCUGGUUACACUGAAAUCCUUGUAAAUAAAACCUCUGAAAGCCAAGAAAUUUGUAUAGUUGACAAUGUUGAAAAGAGAAGUUUAGAGAACAGUUCAAUACAAGUAAMAAAGAAAUUGAGAAAUUCACAUGAUGUAGGAUUGUCCAACAAGGAUAUUUUAGCAACUGGUAAACCAUGUAGGUCUGACAAUUUAUUUYCAUCCCAARUCUCCUCUUUGUAUGACAAUGGCAACUCCUCGGAAGCUUCAAACACAGUUGAAACUACUACAUGUGAAUUGAUGGAAACGUCACAUGAAACAAGCUUUAAUGACACUGCUGAACAAAAUGAAAAACAAGACCCCUAUUACUUGGCAAAUUUCAAGCUUGUUGUUGACACCAUUCUUUCCAAUGAUGAAGACAAAAGUUURUUCAAUGAAGCUGAUAUGAAAGUUAUAAAAAAGUUUCAGGGUUUUCCCAUAGAGUGUCAGAAGUUGUAUAUCAGACUUUUUCAAAGGAAACCUGGAUGGUUYCGAUGUUCGAAAUUAGAUUAUCCAAAGAUAGCAAAGGACUUGAAUCCAGUAUUGAGUCAGCUACAAAAAUCAGGUUUUCUUGAGAGUGACCAGUGCCUUACUGACCUAUAUGAGACACUGAUGUUAUUGCCAGUUGGUGAUCUGAAAGAAAUGGGAAAGUCUUUACAUAUCAUUCACAAUAAAUCAUCACAGGGACAAACAAAAAGUACCAUAAUUCAAACUCUGAUCAAACAUGGUAAAACUCAAAGAACUAUAUUUGGMAAUGCAUCAUCCAUUGUCUUGAAAAGAGCAAAAUCUGUUCUUGGUUCAUGUGUCCGAGUGUCUCAAGAUCCRAAGUUUGUGUUUCUUCGACUUCUGCUUCUGUUCACAAUGAAUAUAAUACCAGAGGAUGAAGAAAACAAGCAGAAUGGACAAGCRCAACAGUUGUCAACAAUAUUCUUAGCUAACAUUGGAAAGCUACAAUACCAAGAAUAUGAUAUUUUAAGGUCACUGAAAGUAUUUGAGGAUCGAGACUACAUGAUAAAGUUUGCUAAAGCUUAUCAAGACAAACAUGAGAUGUCUGCUGCACUUGAAGUGACAGGGGAUUUAGACCUGGCWUACAGMUAUUACCCAAAUGCUGCUGAAAUGUUUAAAAAGACAGUUUUGGAUUCUUUGAAAGCCCCAAACAAGCCAUUCUCUGCCACUCUCCCGGUCCACUUGCGUUGCUUCUCUCCUGAGUGGGUCUACACAAAAAUGUGUUACCUUGGAGUUGAGGUUCUUCAGAAAAUGAAGCGAUAUGAAGAGGCUGUGGAGCAACUGCAACUUCUCCUACAACAAGAUGUUUACUGCGCAGACUGCAGAGGGAAAUGGUGGGAGAGACUAGCGCURAACACUCACCAGCAUUUGAAACAACCUCUUCAGGCUUUAGAGAUCUCCAAACAAGGCCUAGAGGAUCCUUUUGUUCGUUUUGGACGCCGUUUAGCCCUUGUGCAGAGAGUUAAAAAGAUUUCAUCGUCAGCAUCGUUUAAAAAGAAGAAAUCUGAAGAUGUUUGUCACAUUGAWGAGACACUUCUGAAGGAACCAAMCCCAKCAGAAACAAUAACAAUCCAAGGAAAGAGGUCAGAGCAGUUAGCUGUAUUCAUAUCGCACGAGGUGACAAAGAAUGGUGAAAUACAAGAAGAUACGAUGACAUUCCUCAAAGUGGAAGAGUAUGCGCUGUCRCACUAUCGUCAAGAAGGCUACGAUGAAGGGAUUCAUGGUGAAACGUCUACGUUCACUACACUUUAUGGACUCUUWUUCUGGGAUAUUAUUUUCUUGUGUGGUGUUCCAGAUGUGUUUAGAGCACCGUUUCAGUCUUCGCCUUUGGAUCUCAACUACGAUACAUUCUACGUAAAGAGAAAAGACUUGAUUGACAAACGAUUGGAAGAAAUACGAAGUUCUUCAACUGAGGCUCUUUUAGAGAUGUUUGAGMGAAGCUGGACUGACAACGAUGGUAGGAUUUGUUCUGGCGUCAGUUGGGAGAGAUUCAACAGCCUUGAGCAAGCCAAGCAAUUUGUAUCAUGUGUUGGUGGCAAGGUAUUGUCUGGGGUAUUCACACAUUUUGCACAAGACAUGCGCCAUUGGCAUUCUGGGAUGCCUGACUUGGUGGUCUGGAAUUCUUCYAAYCUUCAGUACAGGAUUGUAGAAGUCAAAGGUCCUGGCGAUAGGCUGUCUACCAAACAACAAAUAUGGCUAUCGGAGCUGGCGUCAUUUGGUGCGACCGUUGAAGUUUGUUACGUUACAGCUGUCGGGGGCCGCAAGAAACUUAUGGCAUCUGCRUCUUCAGAUAAUUGACAUUUUAUUGGGGCUACGGUUUUUGAGUUUUAAACCAGAGAUCAUGAGAAUUAUUUGCUGCCAACUCAUGAGGCAUGCUUCUCAGUCCCUCCUAGUCUCCUCGCAGCCGUGUUUAGUUUCGGUCACGCGUCACGCAACCUGUGGAGAGGUUGCGUGACGCGUGACCGAAACUAAACACGGCUGCGAGGAGACUAAGUCCCUCCCUGCGAAAGGAAAAAUGCUUGUCUCAAGAUAUCUUAUAUAACUGCGAGAUUAUGCAUAGACAUUCAGAUACUUGAAAGACUCGGCACAAUCUAGACACUUAAACAGGCUAAUUAAAUAAAUAAACAUAUUAUUUUCAAG